This is a messenger RNA of Sinocyclocheilus rhinocerous, 3789 nucleotides long. RefSeq names its product fibroblast growth factor receptor 4-like. Bases 751 to 3516 code for a protein of 921 amino acids. Gene Ontology annotation, biological process: regulation of bile acid biosynthetic process; multicellular organism development; positive regulation of ERK1 and ERK2 cascade. Gene Ontology annotation, cellular component: plasma membrane; signaling receptor complex. Gene Ontology annotation, molecular function: ATP binding; fibroblast growth factor binding; fibroblast growth factor receptor activity. The transcript is spliced from 20 exons. The record is from RefSeq and is a predicted model, not a curated record. NCBI's taxonomy places the organism in Eukaryota, Metazoa, Chordata, Actinopteri, Cypriniformes, Cyprinidae.
GCUGUUGUCUCCCACUGCCAGUGAGACGCUUGCUCUGCCCCAGAGUGUAAGCAGUGAGUUGCCAUAUAGAGACUCUUCAGCUCUUAAGUUUUAAACUCACCUAAACUGUGUGGAGCAAACCAUUCUACAGGAACCCAAGCGAGAGAGAGAGAGAGCGCUGAACCCCACUCCGCUGUCAUUACGCGCAAAUCACAUUAUUCAUGUGAAAAAAGACAGAGGGACGCUAUGUUUGGUAUUUGAUGCUUUCCUUAACACAAUCUAAGACAGGAGUUUUUUUUUUUACAUUUUGAGAAGAAAAGGAGACACGGUCUAAACCCUCCGUGUUGUUCAUUUCUGUGGAUAUAUAGCGGUUUUUGGACUCGGGAGCGCUCACGAGCUCAGCGCGAGACACGGAGAAGCUCCUCAAAGAAAAGCAGCACUGGACUUUGAAUCUGAAGAUUAGUAUUCUCUUGUGCUAUCAGCCUAUUGGUUUUAUUUUUGAUGGAUUUACCAGCGUAACUCAGACUUUCCCAAAAGUUGCUUAUUGGAUUUCCAAGGAUAAAUAACUCUGACACGGUGAGGGGAAAAAAGGACACAUGAGUGUCUCGAGGGCCACAAAGAUCCGAGGGCACUAAGAAUUCCGAACCUAUUCGGACCGGGCAAAGGGUACACGAAAAUAGGUUUGUGACUGCACUGAGGUUGCCAAUGCCUGGAGUCAGCAUUUGAAGCUGACCAGCUGUCUCCCACACUUACAAACAUUACCUCAGCAAGAUGUUGAGCAUCUUUAAGGUUUUCAUUACCAUCUGCUUAACGGAACUAGUGUUUUCAAGAAGCAUAACAUCCGGGGAAGUCCGGGCAAAAGAUAUCCGAGUUUCUCGACCGAUUCUUAUUCCUGGAUUUCCUGAGAAUGCUACUGUGUUGGUUGGAGGACAUGCAAAGCUGGUGUGUAAACUUCACCAGCCAGCCUCAACACGUCUCCAGUGGUUCAAGAAGGACAGCAAUCGCCUGGGGCCUGAUGGAUCACCACUUCUUACAACGCUUACGCCUCUUCUUGAGAACCUCUCCAAAGUCAACAUUCUUCCUUUAGUAAAUGUCUCUGUGGAAGAUGCUGGGGAGUAUGUAUGCAAGGCGGAAAACUCAGUUGGUCAAACUACUCGCUCUGCCUCGGUGGAAGUCUUAUCAGAAGUUGCUGAGGAGCCAACUGAGGAGACAUCAGAGCAUCUACUCCUAGAGCUUGGAGAUGUACUAAAACUCCGUUGUGAUACAAACCGUCCUGGAACUGUCCAGUGGUUCAAGGGUGGUGUACGGGUGCAACACAAUGCUCGUAUCCAGAUAAGGGCAGCAGUCAUGGAGAUUGCUGAUGUCACCUAUGAAGAUUCAGGAGUGUAUGUGUGUAUGCUGCGUGGUACCAAAGAAGCUCUACGCAAUUUCACUAUCACAGUGGCAGAUGCUGCAGGAUCAGGAGAUGACGAUGAGGACAAUGGCCUUGAUGAUGCUGGUCCUGAGACCGAAAAUGACCAGGUCUACAUCUCCAGAGCACCAUAUUGGACUCACACUCAAAAGAUGGAGAAGAAGCUCUACGCAGUCCCAGCUGGAAACACUGUCAAAUUCCGCUGCCCUGCCACAGGGAGCCCUCUUCCAACCAUUCGCUGGCUAAAGAAUGGCAGAGAAUUCAGAGGAGAGCACCGGAUUGGAGGCAUCAAGCUACGACAUCAGCACUGGAGCCUGGUCAUGGAAAGUGUGGUUCCCUCAGACCGUGGGAACUACAGUUGUGUGGUGGAGAACAAGUAUGGGUCCAUCGCUCACACCUACCUCUUGGACGUGUUGGAACGCUCUCCACACAGGCCCAUCCUUCAAGCUGGUUUACCCAAAAACACUACAGCUGUAGUGGGUGGAGAUGCCCAGUUCCUGUGUAAAGUCUACAGUGAUGCCCAGCCUCACAUCCAGUGGCUAAAACACAUAGAGAUGAAUGGCAGCCGCUAUGGGCAUGAUGGCAUUCCUUACGUGAAGAUUGUGAAGACAGGAAGCUUGAACAUGUCUGAAGUUGAAGUCCUAUAUCUUACCAAUAUCACAAUGGAGGAUGCAGGAGAAUACACCUGCUUGGCAGGAAACUCUAUAGGGUUCUCUCAUCAGUCUGCUUGGCUUACAGUCUUAUCAGAGGAGGAUGUGGCCAAGGAGAUGGACCUUAUGGAGGCCAAGUACACUGACAUCAUCAUCUAUGCUUCUGGUUUCCUUGCACUGGUGAUGGCCAUUGUCAUAGUGGUACUCUGCCGAAUGCAGGUUCAUCCCAGUCGGGAGCCUUUUGAUACUCUCCCAGUGCAGAAACUCUCCAAAUUUCCUCUACGCAGACAGUAUUCAGUGGAAUCCAAUUCUUCCGGAAAAUCAAGUGCUUCACUGAUGAGGGUGGCUCGUCUUUCCUCCAGUUGUUCCCCAAUGCUGGCUGGAGUUAUGGAGUUUGAACUGCCUUAUGACCCUGACUGGGAGUUUCCAAGAGAGAAUUUGACAUUAGGUAAACCACUUGGAGAGGGCUGCUUUGGUCAAGUGGUGAGAGCAGAGGCUUAUGGGAUAAACAAAGAGAAUCAAGAGCAAGUGACAACUGUAGCGGUUAAAAUGCUAAAAGACGAUGCAACCGAUAAAGACCUGGCAGACCUCAUCUCUGAGAUGGAGCUAAUGAAAGUGAUGGACAAGCACAAGAACAUCAUAAAUCUUCUUGGUGUUUGCACACAUGAUGGUCCACUUUAUGUGCUGGUUGAAUAUGCAUCUAAGGGUAGCCUACGGGAAUAUCUCAGAGCACGUCGACCUCCUGGCAUGGACUACACCUUUGAUGUGACCAAGGUUCCUGAAGAACAGCUCACCUUUAAAGACCUGGUUUCCUGUGCCUACCAAGUCGCAAGAGGCAUGGAGUACCUGGCCUCUAGAAGAUGCAUUCACAGAGAUUUAGCAGCAAGGAAUGUUCUUGUGACAGAGGACAAUGUCAUGAAAAUCGCAGAUUUUGGUUUGGCAAGAGGAGUGCAUCAGAUUGAUUACUACAAAAAAACCACUAAUGGACGUCUGCCAGUGAAAUGGAUGGCACCAGAAGCCUUGUUUGACAGAGUCUACACACACCAGAGUGAUGUUUGGUCUUUCGGAGUUUUGAUGUGGGAGAUUUUCACUUUGGGGGGAUCACCAUACCCUGGGAUACCAGUAGAGGAGCUUUUUAAGCUGCUGAAGGAAGGUCAUCGAAUGGACAAACCUUCCAACUGCACCCAUGAACUCUACAUGAAGAUGAGAGAGUGCUGGCAUGCAGUACCAACACAAAGACCAACAUUCAAACAGCUUGUGGAAGAGCUUGAUAGGGUGCUGGUGUCCAUUUCAGAUGAGUACCUGGACCUAUCCACCCCUUUCGAACAGUAUUCCCCAUCUUGUGAGGACACCUCCAGCUCUUGCUCUUCAGACAAUGAUUCAGUGUUUACCCAUGAUGCUAUGUCAACUGACCCAUGCCUCAUUGGCUACCACGACGUGCGCUCUCCGAUGGACCUGAAGACUACAAUGCGAUAGUCCUUUUUGGCUGAGGGCACAAGCUUGUGGACAUCAGAUGUUGCUAUGGAAACACUUGUAUGAAAAGUGGUACGAGGAUUUUCACCUUUGUUGCUCUGCCUAAGAACAUUAUAACAAUGCUUGGCACUAUGAAAUUUGGUGAUUGGUAGUUUUUACAGAGAAACAGGACUGAGUCUGGUCAUGAGCUUUUUAGUUUAAAGUUUUUAUUGAAUGGGUGCUGCUGUAUGUAGAAAGCUACAUUGGAGCAGCAUACAGGAGCGUUUUCAAACCAGA